Messenger RNA from Salvia splendens (bonfire salvia), 1861 nucleotides. Its product is annotated as probable carotenoid cleavage dioxygenase 4, chloroplastic. Gene Ontology annotation, cellular component: chloroplast stroma. Gene Ontology annotation, biological process: carotene catabolic process. The record is from RefSeq and is a predicted model, not a curated record. Gene Ontology annotation, molecular function: carotenoid dioxygenase activity. NCBI's taxonomy places the organism in Eukaryota, Viridiplantae, Streptophyta, Magnoliopsida, Lamiales, Lamiaceae. Bases 83 to 1789 code for a protein of 568 amino acids. The transcript has 2 exons.
AGUGCUGCAUAUAUACUUGCAUUCCCUUUUAUGCACACUAAUUUGCAACUUCACAUAAUUUUAAAACAAAACAAAAAAAAAGAUGUUACAAAGAUCCGUUUUAUUUCCUCCAAAAUUUCCCAAACUACCAUCUCUAAGAAAAGAGAAUAAUAAUUUGGUAGCAAAACUCAUAAGCAAUGCCUCUCAUCCUUCAUCAAUUUCCGUUUAUCUAAACCCUAAGCAUAUGAACCCUAAACAAUCUCCACUUACCAAAAUCUUUAAUUCAUUAGAUGAUAUGGUUUCCAACUUCUUGGAGUUACCUCUCACACCAUCAAAUGAUCCCAACCACCUUCUCUCCGGCAACUUCGCGCCGGUCGACGAGCUUCCGCCCACCGUAUGUGAGGUGGUGGAUGGCUCCAUCCCGGCCUCCCUCCGCGGCGUCUACAUCCGCAACGGCCCUAAUCCCCACUUCGUCCCGCGCGGCCCUUACCACCCCUUCGACGGCGACGGGAUGCUCCACUCCAUCAGAAUCUCCGGCGCCGUCGAAGCCAUUUUCUGCAGCCGUUAUGUAAAAACUUACAAGUUCAUAACGGAGGCAGAAAACGGCUCCGCCUUCUUCCCCAGCCCCUUCUCGUGGUUCAACGGGAGAUCAGCCUCCGCGGCGCGUUUCUUACUAACAGUAGCGCGGGUGGUCUCCGGCUCAUUCGAUCCUUCUGUUAACGGAUUCGGAACCGCCAACACGAGUCUGGCUUAUUUCAACAGAGAGCUAUACGCUCUCUGCGAAUCCGAUCUCCCCUACCAAAUCCAUCUCGCUGAGAAUGGCGACAUCCUCACUUUAGGCCGCCGAGACUUCGGGGGCGGGGGCGACAUGACGCAGAGAAUGACUGCGCACCCGCACACCGACUCCGGCGAAGUCUUCGCCUUCAAAUGCAACAUGUUUCCUCCGUUUCUGACGUUUUUCAAAAUCGAUUCAGAAGGGAGAAAAGGGGCGGAAUUAGCAAUCACGUCGAUCAAGAGGAUGCCGAUCGUCCAUGAUUUCGGCCUCACGAAGCAGUUCAUCGUGUUUCAGGAUUUGCAGAUUGAGAUGGACCCCACGGAGAUGGCGUGGGGGCGGACGCCGAUGGUCUUCAACCGCAGAAAAGUGCCGCGGAUCGGCGUGCUGCGGCGCGACGCGGCGGACGACGGCGGAUUGGCGUGGAUCAAGACGCCGGGGUUGAACUUUCUGCACGUGAUCAAUGCUUGGGAGGGAGAUCUCGGCGGAAGGGUUGUGAUCGUGGCGCCGAAUUUCUUAUCGAUGGACCGUGGAUUCCUCAACGUGAGUUUGAUAUAUUCGGAGAUUGAAAUGAUCGAAUUGGAUGUCAAUGAAAAGAAGGUGGUUUCGAGACAUGUUUUGAGCAGGAAGAACAUGGAAUUUGGAGUUGUUAAUCAAGCCUAUGCUGGAAAACAGACCAGGUUAGGAUAUAUGUAUGCAGCAGUAAUAGGAGAGUCGAUUAAGGCGGCAGGGGUGGUGAAGCUAGACUUGUCAAAAGCUGGGGCGGAAGGCGGCGAUUGCAUGGUGGCGAGCCGGGAAUAUGGGCCGGGAUGUUAUGGUGGGGAGCUGUCUUUCGUGGCGGGGGAGGGGGCGGAGGAGGAUGAUGGAUAUUUAGUGACAUAUGUUCACGAUGAAAUUAGAAAGGAGUCGUGGUUUUGGGUGAUGAAAGCCAAAUCCCCAACUCUUGAGGUUGUUGCUAGGGUUAAGUUGCCUGGUAGGGUGCCCUAUGGCUUCCAUGGACUAUUUGUUCCUGAAAAAGAUCUGUUAACACUAUUGUAAUUCCUAUCAGUACUACCUUACCUAUUCUCCACAUUAAUUAAUAAUACAUGAGGUGUUCUACUGUUCUAGAAA